AUUUAUUUGCAUUUCGCAUAUUUCAUUUUUAAGUUUUACUAAUUUUUUUCAUGUUUUUCUUUCAUUCUGAUUCAACAUGCUACUCGAACCUAAAAUCAAAGAUGAUACACUAUUUGUGAAUUCUUCACGACUAUCAUCGUCGACCCCAUCACCACAAAUAUCGACAUCAACUCCACUUUACCUUAAUCCACAAAUUGCACCUCUUAGUCUUAACUACACCAUACCAAAUAAUUUUGCCGGUGAAGGUGAAGACGAGAGAGAUGGAUCAGGAGAAAAGAAAGAAGAAAUAAAGGUUGAGCGUUCAGAUGAAGUCGAAGAACCGAUGGUUAAGAUCUUGAAGACCUGGAAUCUGAGGCCGAGGAAAUUGGCAACUAAGCCAGAGGAUAAAGUAAACAUUGGAAGUUCUAGUGGAGGACGUUCAAGGAUGGGUGUGGCAUCGACAAGGGAGAGCAAGCCCCGAUUUGCAAAGUCGCGUGCUCGGCCUAGUUUGGAGAGGCCAGUGGUGAAGAAGGAGCGUGGGUUUGUAUUUGCUCUUACAAAGGAAGAAAUCGAACAUGACUUUAUGCAUAUGACUGGAGAGAAGCCUCCAAAGAAGCCUCUUAAGAGACCAAAGAUUGUUCAAAAAAACCUUGAUGUUCUUUUUCCAAGCAUGAAAUUAACCAAUGUAACACCGGACAAGUACGGGGUUAAUGACAAUCCGCCAUCUUUGAAGUGUUAAGGGUUCUUGCUUGGUUUUUGUUGCUAGCUCAGGGAUUUGAGUGUUUCUUGGAAUUGUUAUGUUAUUUUAUCGUGGAACUGACAUUAUUUCUUGGAAUUGUUAUGUUAUUAGAGAAUAAAAUGCAUAUUGCGUAUGUUGUUAGCAUUAGUAAGACUGGGACACCAAGUAAAUUGUUGAACUUUUACAUUAUUCCUAUUGUUUUUGUUCAAGUAGUCGAGAAACUACAUGGUUUAGAUUUUCAGU
Molecule: messenger RNA, 961 nt
Organism: Lathyrus oleraceus (garden pea)
Lineage: Eukaryota; Viridiplantae; Streptophyta; Magnoliopsida; Fabales; Fabaceae
Exons: 3
Coding region: 77-718 (213 amino acids)
Source: RefSeq, a predicted model, not a curated record